Elephantulus edwardii (Cape elephant shrew) is the source of this 627-nucleotide messenger RNA. RefSeq names its product CDC42 effector protein (Rho GTPase binding) 2 (gene CDC42EP2). The record is from RefSeq and is a predicted model, not a curated record. NCBI's taxonomy places the organism in Eukaryota, Metazoa, Chordata, Mammalia, Macroscelidea, Macroscelididae. The coding region runs from base 1 to 627 and encodes 208 amino acids. The transcript has a single exon.
AUGUCCACCAAGGUGCCCAUCUAUCUGAAGCGCGGCAGCCGCAAAGGCAAGGAGAAGCUCCGAGAUCUGCUGUCCUCGGACAUGAUCAGCCCCCCGCUGGGGGACUUCCGCCACACCAUCCACAUCGGCAGCGGAGGGGACAUGUUUGGGGACAUCUCCUUCCUGCAAGGCAAGUUCCACCUCCUGCCAGGGACGGCGGUCGAGGGGCCAGAGGACGGCGCCCUGGACAUCCCGUUCGAGUUCACUCGCACCUCCACCAUGUGCAGCCGAGAGCUCCCCGACGGGCUGUCCCCGCUGCUCAAGAACGCCAUCUCCCUACCAGUCAUCGGGGGACCCCAGGCCCUCACCCUGCCCCCACCACAGGCCCCGCCUAAGCCCCCUCGGCUGCACCUGGAGAGCCCACAGCCCUCCCUGCAGGAGGUGGAGGUGGGGGACCUGGACAUCUGGAGGACUGUGGGCGCUGACCCCACCCACAAUGGGCUGAGCCCCCAGUCGGAGGCCGAGGAGCCCUUCCUGUCCCACGCCAGCUCUCUGCUAUCCCUGCACGUGGACCUGGGGCCCUCCAUCCUGGACGACGUCCUCCAGAUCAUGGACCAGGACCUGGACCGCGUGCAGAUCCCCGCAUAG